UCCACGAUCGCGCGCGGAAGUUUGUACCGUGUCGGUUAUUAAAAUACUCUCGAUUCUCCAAACGACUUCUCCAAAAGUCCGCGUGUGUACUCAGCCACGACGACGACCGAGAAUAUAUUAAAAGGAUAAAUCCUCCGAUAAUGAUAAAAAAGCUCGCAUGAACUGCUAACACAUGACAGCUAAUAGUGUCGUGUAGCUCGAUAUUGUUUUUAGUUUCUAUAUUCUUAUCGGUUGCCAGCCUGAUAACCAGUCUCGGAAAGGAACGAAAAAUAGGUUGAUCAUGUUGGGAGAAUGUGGAAUGAACGAGAGGGAGAGACUGGCCCUCAGGAGAAACUCGGUCACUCUCUGUAAAGAGAUGGUGGUGGAUGAUCUUCUGGUUCAGUGUCUGCAAAGAGAUGAAGUUCUUACGGACAACAUGGCAGAGAGCAUAAUGGCUCAAUCAACAUCCCAGAGCAAGAGUUCUCUUCUGUUGCGUUUUUUGCCUAAACGUGGCCCUCAGGCAUUUCACAACUUCUGCGGCGCUCUUCGUGAAACUGAGCAACAUCACCUUAGCCGAUUGCUCAUGCAGUUCACAGAGAAAAAUAAAAGGUAUUCUGAGCCUUCGCUAAGUCUUCCAACCCAAGAAUGUGUGACACCACCGAAAAGAGCCCGAACUCAUGAGUCCAUGGAGAUGUCUUUGGAUGCAGAUUGUCCCAUCACAACAGCUGUACUCCCUUGCACACCUGAAUUCUAUGAAUCUCGAAAAUCACAGGCUUAUCCAAUGCGCUCCAGUCCUCGAGGUCUGGCCCUGGUUCUGAGCAACGUGAGGUUUGACUCGCGUUUAAACGCAGAUCUGGACGUCCGUAGGGGAGGAGAGGUGGAUGAGGAGGUUCUAAGGAGGCUUUUUGUGGAGCUGGACUUCACAGUCAUUCUGCGCAAGGACCUCACAGCAGAGGCAAUGCGCCUGUGCAUAGAGCAGUUCUCCCAGCGUCAGGAACAUGCAGAUUAUGACUGCUGCGUUGUGUGUCUGCUGUCUCACGGUAUUGAAGGAUCGAUCUACGGGACUGACGGAGAGCUUCUGAUGUUGGACUGGGUGUUUGAGGUAUUUGAUAACGCCCGGUGCCCUCUGCUACAGAACAAGCCAAAGAUGUUUUUCAUUCAAGCCUGUCGAGGAGAUGAGAUGGACAAUGGUGUGGAUCAGUUGGAUGGCCAGGAAAGGACUCAAUCUCCUGGCUGUGAACAGAGGGAUGCUGGGAGAGAGGAGGAGAGAGAUGCCAAAGAGAAAGAGGCGAAAGACAGAGAGAGACUGAGAGUCAAACUGCCGCAGAGAUCAGAUAUGAUCUGCGGCUUUGCCACCCUCAAAGGUUUUAGCACCGCUGCUAUGAGAAACACCAAGAAAGGAUCCUGGUUCAUUCAGGAACUCAACAAAGCCAUCAGACAAAGAUCCAAUGAGACACACAUGUCUGACAUACUCGUGCAGGUGAACGGUGAGAUUAAAUGCAGAGAGGGAUACGCACCUGGUUCAGCUCAUCACCGCUGCAAAGAGAUGUCUGAGUUCACCAGCUCCCUCUGUAAAGACCUCUACCUCUUCCCUAAGUACUGCCCCAACAACUAACACACACACACACUCAACAAGGACUCCUCACUUCUGCCCAUUCAACUGAUUAUUUGCAGUGGCAGGAAGCCAAGCAGCCACACUUGCACAUCCGUCACCCACCCUGCGCAAACACAUAGUGAUGUCAAUCGAAUCAGAUUCCAUACGGCAUUCAUGUGCCUCGGCACAAUAACAGGCGCAUUAGAAGGCCUGUGUUCAGGAUGCAUUCAGACCAUGCAUAAAUGCACAAGCUCUCCAAAUCGGUAUUUCUUUCAAUGAAAUUUGUCGGCAAGUAUGUGUGAAAAAUAUAUCCGUUUUCAUUUUUUUGUGAUUUUAAACUGGGGUUUGGGCUUCAUAAGUAAUCUUAAAACUUUUGUAUUCCAAGCAUUUUUAAAUUCACCCGCCAUAAGCCGACAAGAUUUUUAUUGAUAUUCUUUACUCAAUAGAUAUAUUUUGUCUACUUGUUGUCUGUUUUCUUUGUACAGUUUGUUUUAUAAGUGUUCAUGUGUUUAGUAAUUGUGGAGCCUUUACAGCCAAACCACAACCAUCAUAAAGACACCAUUCAACAAUCGUAUCUCAUAAACACACAAAUACCGGUCUAUGCAUAUAUGUGCAUACUGUGAUUGUGUCAGUAAUUUACUGAACCCUUCCUCACUUUGUCAGGCAUGAGAUAAUAGGUGCUAUCUAAUAGCAUUUGCAUUUCUAACUGCAGCUCACUCAGCUUUUGCCUGGUGUUUUUACUGCAACAGUGACAUUACAUUUAUAGUAUAACAAUACUUAGCUCUUAUGUAUUUGUCAUGGCAGCUGUUUUUGACUACUAAGGUUUUCUAUGCUUAACCUUUAUCAUUCCUUGCUCAUUGCUUUGCUUGGCUCAAAAUAGGUCAUUCGGAUUCCUUUUCGCACAUUAUCCUUAUAUUUUGCAUAUCAACAUGUUUAAUCAUUCUACAAGUAUUUGUGCAAUUCCAAAAACUUCCAGAUUUGCAUUCCAAAUGCAGUUUCCACUUGGGACCUUAUUCACCCUACUUUUAUAAUGAAAUGUAUAUAUUCUCAUCAGUUUUUAUUGUUAUUCCAUGUAUAUAUGAGGCAGUUAUUUUUGCAUAUGUUCUUGCACAUUUCCUUUCACUUUAAAUAGAGUGCCAGUGAAGUCUUGUUAAUGGAGGCUGAAAUAAUGCUUUGCCUUUAAACACCAUUGGGUGGCAGUAGAGAGCUACUCGUCAGUUACCAUUUGCCACAUAAAGGUUCAAAUGUUUGGACAUACACAGUCUUCCUCUUCUGCACCGCAUUUCUCUUGGGCAUGCAGACUGUACAUUUGUGUGUGCUGGUAUUCCUCGGAGUGUGUCUUCCUUAUCCAGUUGACAUUUCGUUUAGAUCAAAGGUCACAGCCUUUCACCUUUUGACACGGCUUUGGCAUCUCUCCAGCUCUCUUCUACAUUUCACACUUGACACCUUUGAUUUAUCGUUCAACAUUGAAUAGUUUUUUACUGUUUUGGCAGCCAAAACGAUACAUUUUCUUUGUUGAGGGUGAAAUGCUUUCACGCGUUGCUUUUUGAUGUUUAAACUAAUGUUUUUUUGGAAUAAUAAUACGGGCAUGAAUUGAAUGUUGUUUAGGUCUAACCUUAUCAUCUUAAAUAUGAAAAUAAGAAGACACUUUUAAUUGUAUAUAUACUUUCUUAACUCCAACUCAUGCCAUGAUGAUUCCAAAUGGUAUUUAAAAAGCUAUCAAAGGUAUUUCUAGAAGGUAUUUAAACUAAUGACCUGAAUAUGUUAUUUUUAUUACCAUAUUAUUUUAAAAUCAUAAAUGUGGGAAAUUAAAAUUUGUAUACCAGAGAAGUUUAUAAUUUUAGCCAAAGUGUUUUAUGAGCGGUGUUUCUCUUUCCAUUGACAUCAGAGUGUAUUCUCCAUAUCAACAGAUUAACGCCAGGAAAACAAAGCUGAAAUCAUAAAAACAAAUUGUAUUUAUGGAUAUGGAUUUCUCAGGCUAUGUUUAUCUAGUGUUGAAGAUGUGUGGUAAUUGUAAUAAAAAUGUAAUAAUUCUAUAAGUUCACCAUUUAAAGUGUUUAAAUGCACAGAGAAGCAUGUUCAGCUAUGUAUUGUACUUUAUGUAAAAGAUGUAUGUCUGUUUUAAGGUCUCCAGUUUAACUGUUCCUAACUGUAAAUGGAUUGGUGUCAUUCACUGCCCAGUCAUCUGUACUACUAACCAGCUAUGGAGGUGCUUCAAUCAGCUAUUGGGAAACUGCCAUUUUUCUAUUUCAAAAGCAGCCAUGUAAUAAAACAAUUACUGUUCUAAAGAA
Molecule: messenger RNA, 3864 nt
Organism: Triplophysa dalaica
Lineage: Eukaryota; Metazoa; Chordata; Actinopteri; Cypriniformes; Nemacheilidae
Gene: casp2
Product: caspase 2, apoptosis-related cysteine peptidase
Exons: 11
Coding region: 281-1594 (437 amino acids)
Biological process (GO): proteolysis; regulation of apoptotic process
Molecular function (GO): cysteine-type endopeptidase activity
Source: RefSeq, a predicted model, not a curated record